Molecule: messenger RNA, 1038 nt
Organism: Paramecium primaurelia
Lineage: Eukaryota; Ciliophora; Oligohymenophorea; Peniculida; Parameciidae
Source: the annotation of a GenBank genome assembly
AUGAUAUCGAUAGUUCCUAUCUUAUAAAAGUUUAUUCAAGAAGGAUAAUAAUAUUUUAAAGCAUAUAAUGAUUUAGAAAAGAAUAAAAAUGAAUUGGCUUAAGUAAUUUCUGAAGUGAAAAUAUUAUUGAAUGAAAUCUAAUAUUUUGAGAGAUAUGAAGGUUUUUAUAACUAUGAUGAGAAGUAGCUCAUACAAUAAUGUAAAGAUAAAUUACAUUUGAGUGAUACGGUAUUGAAAUAAUCCCCUUCCAGAGUUAAUAUGUAAUUUAUAUGAUUCUUAUCAUUUUAUAGAAUAUUCGACUAUUUUUACAUCACAGGAAACAAUUAUAAAUAACUUAUAGAUUGUUAGAAUGUGUUAAAUGGAUAUAAAAUUUAAAUUGAUGAAUUAUUAAGGAAAUCAUAAGAAAUUUUUGUAACAGUAAUAAACCCCAUUAAUCAAUAGCCACAGAAUUGUAUAUUAUACUCUUUAUCAUUAGCAUAUAUAUAUAAUUUAUAGAUUAAAUUAAAACUUCAAGCUCCUCGUUCAAUUAAAUCAAUAUUUGAUUAAUGCCCUUAUCAUUUAAAGAGUGACUAUCUAUUUUAAUUUUCUAUGGGAGAUUCUUGUUCCUCUAAAGUAGAUGUACAUGUAUUCAAAAGAGAUGAAUUUACUUAACUAUAUAAAAUUGAAAAACAAUUCAAAACUUAUACUAUGUCAAGACGAAAUCAUUGCACUUUAUAAAUGAGAAAUUAACUUUAAUUUUCACCUUAAAAGAAGGUAUGUUCUAAUUCUUAGUUGGAAACUCCAACACCUGAAGAUUAUUCAAUUAUUAUUCCAUAAAAGGAUUUAAAUAGUUUAUCUAAUAAAUUUAAAUUAUAUUUGAUAGUAAAUGGUUAGAAUGGAAUGAAAAUUAUUAGAAACUCAAAAGAAAUUCUUCAUAUUCGUUCUGGAUAAGAAUGUGAAUUGCAAGAAAAUGAUUAAAUAGUAUUUUUUUAAGAUUGCAAUGAAAACCCAUAAGUUUCAUACAUAGUAUAAUAGAUUUUAAUUAAAUAAGAAUAAUGA